AUGAAGGCUCAGGCACGAGAUGAAGAUUCCACACCUCGCCAUACCAAUUCAGGCAAUGUGUCCACCAGGAGCAGCAAACCAGAUUCGACAACCCAAAUAGACCGGGCGUCUCACGACAUACACGCAAUGGACGCAUAUCAUGAUAAUACACAAAAGCUGAGCCGUUCGUUUGGUAGUCUUCAUGUUUGCGAAGAAGGCACGCUGUAUACCAGUAACGGCUUUUGGACUGCUCUUCAUGGCGAGCUAAGAAGUGUCCGCGAAGCAUUCGAGACCAGCGACAUCAUCGAUUUAACUGCUUUUGAAGACAGUCUCUCGGCAGACGAGGCAGAAUCUGGUCAAAUACCCUUCACCUUUAGCCAAAGCAAUCCGCUUGAAUCUGCAUUUCAUCCGGCGCCACAUCUCCUGUCUUAUAUCUGGCAGGUAUAUAUUGAGAAUGUGGAUCCUUUUAUCAAGGUCCUUCAUGUACCAACCAUGACUGAAGUAAUUCGGCGCGCCGAAGCCGGCUUUGAUAAGCUAUCCCCAGGGAUGCGCUCCUUAAUCUUCUCUAUCUCUCUAGCAGCCGUUAACUCACUGAGCAACUCUGAUGUGCAAGAGGCGUUCCAUGACGCCAAAGAAACGGUUCUCUCUAACCUUGUGCUCGGAACAGAGAAGGCCUUAUCACAAGCUGGUAUCCUUAAGACGACUGACCUAUGCGUUGCUCAAGCAUCUCUAAUCUACCUCGAAAGUGCAGGCCAUCGGUAUGGCAUGCGGACUGUGUGGAUGAUGUCUGGUAUUUUGGUAAGGGCCGCGAUAUCGGUAGGGCUGCAUCGCGAUGGCGCUACCUUUCCAAGCGUCUGUUUUUUCGAAGCGGAGAUGAGACGAAGAUUAUGGUGGCAUAUUUGCUGUUUCGAUGCUCGUGUCAGCCAAUGUUAUGCUCCUGAAACUAUGAUAUCCAACAGCAUGUUGGAUACCAAGGAGCCCACAAAUUGCAACGAUGCGGAUCUUGAAGUCAACAUGACCAAAGAGCCAACUGCGCGGGAGGGCUUUACAGAUGUGAGUUUUACUCUCAUGGCAUGUGAGCUGCGGCGUCUGUGCAAUCAUGUGCUCUCUUCAUUGUCCGCUCUGUUGGCUUCUGGGGACAAGCAGCAGGCAGCGCAAUGUGUCGCAUUGCGUAAGAUAGAGGAAGCACGAGAGUGGGCGACCGCCCAAUUUUUUGGGAACUCUGGCCCAGGGCGUGCUAUACAACACUUUGCCGAAUUUUUCUUCGGCAUGCUCCUGGAUCACCUCAGCAUUAUUGUGCGAGAUACGAAUAUAUUUGGGAAAGCGGCAUCGGCCGACCAGACAGAUCUUAGAGACAGAUCAUUUUUGUCCGCCGUAACUCUCAUUGAGAACAUGCGGAAAUGGCGAUAUCAGUCCUCAACACAUCAAUGGGGAUGGGUUCUGAUAAAUUUCCAGCAAUGGUAUGCUAUCGGUAUCGUUCUUAUCCAUCUCCAGACACAGACAUGGGACUCUGGGUGUGAACGAGCUUGGAGUCUCGUAGUCAAGACCCUAAACGAAAUCCCCCCGGCUAUGAUGACGCAAAAUCCUCUACGAGAGUCUAUAGUUGGCAUGGUUACCGCUACACGCCAGCACCGGGAAGAACAGCUCGCACAGCAAAGUACUCAACCAAGAAGCCAUGACAACACAUCUCUGAUGCCGCAAAUCUGCGCUCCAAUCUCUACCCCGGCAGGCUUUUGGUGUAGCUCUUCUGGUGUGGAUUUACCAACAGAGCUCUCUAUUAAUACAUAUGCAGCAGAGGGCGAGAUCACAGAGCCACUCAACAUACCGCUGAACACAAAGCCUGUAGAAAUACCGCAAGGCAACUUCUCCGACAAUUGCUUUUACCAAGAGGACAUUCAUUCAGAGAUAAAUUAUCCCCCAUGGUAUGUGGAAUCAGCGGAUGAUGUAGAUACUAUGGAAUCCAAUUUUGGGAGCCUGCAGCAAUUAUUCUUCAAUAGCCUCCUGGAUAGUAAUGGGGGCUAUAUGCCGGUGUGA
Messenger RNA from Trichoderma breve, 2013 nucleotides. Its product is annotated as fungal specific transcription factor domain-containing protein. NCBI's taxonomy places the organism in Eukaryota, Fungi, Ascomycota, Sordariomycetes, Hypocreales, Hypocreaceae. The coding region runs from base 1 to 2013 and encodes 670 amino acids. Gene Ontology annotation, molecular function: DNA binding; zinc ion binding. The transcript is spliced from 3 exons. The record is from RefSeq and is a predicted model, not a curated record. Gene Ontology annotation, biological process: DNA-templated transcription.